Xenopus tropicalis (tropical clawed frog) is the source of this 1873-nucleotide messenger RNA. It is a transcript of the gene ankrd2, whose product is annotated as ankyrin repeat domain 2 (stretch responsive muscle). Gene Ontology annotation, cellular component: I band; PML body; nucleus. The transcript has 9 exons. Gene Ontology annotation, molecular function: protein kinase B binding. Gene Ontology annotation, biological process: negative regulation of myoblast differentiation; regulation of gene expression. Bases 156 to 1088 code for a protein of 310 amino acids. The record is from RefSeq and is marked provisional. Lineage: Eukaryota; Metazoa; Chordata; Amphibia; Anura; Pipidae.
GCAGCAGCCUCUCAUUAUAUCCCACACCUCUCUCUUUCUAAACCACAAACCCAGUCUGGUGGCAGAAGACAAGUCCCAGUGGACAACAGGGAAAGGAAACUCUUUCAGGAGGACUGGCUGAGUCUGGUGAAGGGGGCCUGGACUACAACUUACCAAUGGAGGACGAAGUGAAAUGGGCGACUGAUAUUAUUGAUCAGAAGCUGGAACUGGAGGAACAUGAGAAGGUAAAGCCUCGUUUCCGGAAGAUAGGUGUUGUUGACAUCGACUCUAGUGAUUUAAAUGAUGGGAAGCCACCGCUGAAUCGAAACCUCGCCAAUUUAAAGGGUGAUGAUCGGGUGAGGAAGACAUCAGUGGACCUAAGGAAAGAAAUUAUUGAUGUUGGAGGCAUCCAAAAUCUAAUUGAAAUACGAAAAAAGAGACAGGAGAGAAAAAAGAAGAAGUCACUGACAGUUGCUCCAGAACCACCCCCUGAGCCAGAGCCACUUACGGGACCUGUCACUGCUGAGGCAUUCCUCAAAGCUGCUGUUGAAGGCAAGAUGAACAUCAUUGAGAAGUUCUUGGAGGAUGGUGGCUCCCCAGACACUUGUGAUGAGUUCAGGAGAACAGCACUUCACAGAGCGUCAUUGGAGGGUCACAUAGAAAUCAUCAAGAAACUCUUAGACAGUGGAUCAUCAGUCAACUUCAGGGACAGGCUGGAUUGCACUGCUAUUCACUGGGCCUGCCGUGGAGGGAAGCUGGAAAUAGUAAAGCUUCUUCAAGACAGUGGAGCAGAAAUAAAUGUCAAAGACAAGCUCCUUAGUACACCUCUCCAUGUGGCCACCCGCACAGGUCAUGCUCAUAUUGUGGAGCACCUUAUUGCUACUGGUGUGGAGAUUAAUGCCAGAGACAGGGAAGGUGACACUGCUCUUCAUGAUUCCGUCAGGCUUAAUCGGUACAAAAUCAUCAAAAUGCUUAUCUUAUAUGGAUCCAACAUGAUGGCAAAGAAUGCAGAGGGCAAAACUCCCACAGACCUUGUGCAGCAGUGGCAGGCAGACACCAAAGAGAUGUUGGUGAAAAGGGCAAACAACAUUUCAGAGAAGCAAGUGUGAUGCAGCCAUUCGACUAGAUACCCGCAUAUGAUUGUGAGGAUGCAUUUGCCCAGUGAUGCCAAAAGGAUAUUUAUUUUUGAUGCAUUUUCUUUUACUGUAGAGUAUUUCUGUACAGCAAAUCCUUUCUGUAAUAUAUUGUAAAAUGUGCUUUAUUGUUCUUUAACAUAAAUUAGAGCCAGGGAUGUGCCAGCUGUGCCGUAACAUUGUUGCUGAACCACUCCCAUUGUCGUACAUGCCAGCAUAUCCCUUUGCUUGACCAGUAACUUAAAACAUCAGCAUGCAUUGGUAUAAUAUAGUUCCUUGGAUCACAGGCAUUUAUAGCUGUAUACACUAUCCCGGCUCAUUUAGUCUGAGGGUGAUUAUUUUCAGUUCAGCUUUAGAUGUUACAUAUUCCUAAUUUGGGCUUAACUUAGAAUUUAUCUACUGGCCCUUUAAAAGAGGAGUUUCUUUUCAAAAUGUAGUAUGCAGGAAUGUGCUCAGACCUAUGCACACACGCAUUUGAGUGUAUUUAAUUACCUUUCAUUAUUAAUAGUUAUGUUGGCAUGUAGGAAUCAUGUGCAUCCAGCCAAUGACUGGAUGUUGGCUUAGUGAGUCCUGGAGGGGCAUGGCCUGAUAAAGACUUGCUAAAGUUGUCUAAUGUGCAACAAUUUGUAGAGGGCAUGAAGAUUUUCUAUGAUAAAAAUAUUUCUAUUUUUUAUUCUUCCUCUCAAAAAAUGAAAUUAAACUAUGUAAAUAGCAUAUAUAUAUAUAUAUAUGCAUAUGCCAUAUUAAACUUAAAUAAUCAA